UAUUUAUUAGAUCACAACUUUCAGUCCAUCUGACCUUCAUUAGGUUAUACAGGCAGCAUCACAAUACAAUAUAUAGUAUCAAUCAUCCAAUCAGACUACAGAGAUUAUUAGUUUGACUGAUGAGCACCUUGAACUAACACAGAGCAUGUGUCACCAGUCAGAAAAAAGCAUUAAAAAGAUUAGAAAGAUACAAAAUGACUCAAUAUAAAAAUGUCAAUAAAUCUUAAGCAGCAUACAUAAACCCCAAAACUCUCCAAAGGUCAAAAAUAGAAAACAACAAGUGCAAAAUACUGAUAUAUCAUAAAUCUUACAGUUAUCAGACAUAUUAAACCCAUUCUCUCAAAAAGUCAAAAAGGAAAGGUAAAUUAAGGACAAAAGUCUCAAUUUGUCAGAAAACUUUUGCAAUAUUAUCAUACAUUAAACAUUAUAUCUACCUCUAAAUGACACUAAAUUGUCACAGGUCAAUGAUGUACAAUGGCAUAAACAUAUAGCAUAAAUAAAUAGCAUUAAUAAAUGAAUAAAUGCCAAUUCACUAGUAAUCUACAAAGUAACAUCCAUAUAAUUUAAAUAGUAAAAUAAAUAUUAUAGAGGCUAUCAAUGAGGAGUCAAUGCAUAUAUGUUUUGCAAAAAACACUGUAAGGAAUACGUUUGUUUUGUUUUGUUUUUUUCAAAAACAAUUUUCCGGGCCGCUGUUUGCCCUCCAUUGGAGUUGAUUGCGUCACGAAUGUACAUAAAUUCGAACGGAUGCGUUCCAUUCAUGACGCAUGAAAGUCUUGAGUGGUUAUGACGUGUUGCAGAAAGCUGGGAGUUAGACAGUUGAUUCAUUUCACCUGUGAGAAAGCAGCUGAUUGAAAUCAGUGCAGAAAUACAUUCAGAGAGAGUUACUGACGGCGAGAUUAACCUCUACAGCCCCGAACUGAACACUGAGACAACGACCAAGGAACUCAGUGAUAGACCCAUCAGACCUUGACCCAGUCCGGUCACAUAAAGCGCCAUGGAGAUAAUGCCUGAUGCACUGGAUACAAUAUUGUCUAUUCAAAACUGGGAAUAUCAGGACUCCAGUCUUGAGACACUAAUGCUGGAGUUGUUUCCUGACAUUUUCAUUCCCAGCAACAGUGAUGAGAAUCAAACUGUGCCGACCCCUCAACCUGUGGUAAAGCAGCAGACGGAGACACAGCAGCCUCCUCUACCUCGAACACCUCCUCCACUUCCAUUAUCUCCUCCACCUUCAACACCUUCUCCACCUCCACUUCCAUUAUCUCCUCCGCCUCCAACACCUUCUCCACCUCCGCCUCCAUUAUCUCCUCUGCCUCCAACACCUUCUCCACUUCCACUUCCAUUAUCUCCUCUGCCUCCAACACCUUCUCCACCUCCUCCACUUCCAAUACCUUCUCCACCUCCAACACCUCUUCUACCUGCCGAGCAUGACAUCCCUAGCCAAACUGAGCCAGAGGCAGGUCUUAGUAUGUCCGCCCCAGGGGGUGCAUAUUCUCAAACCUGUGAGCUGCCUGGAGAACCUGUGAUGCCGUAUCAACUGAUGCCAGCUAAUGGACUCACUGGUGCUGCUGCUUACAACAUAAAUCCUGCUCCACAGGUUCCUCUUUGUCAGGACUUUGUUCAGCCAACACAGCUGCACACCAAUGCAGGUGCUUAUGUCCAGGGCCAGUACCUGGCGAAUCAGCAGCCUGUGUAUAAUGUCCCAAGGAUAGCAGCCAGCACUCUGCCUGCUGCUCCUCCACAAAUGUAUAACGUGCCAGCAAACCAGUUCCCUGGAGUGUUUCCGCAGAACCUACGUCCUGUUGGAUAUGUGAAUGGAGAGAUUGUGUAUGAGCUUCCUAACUACUUAAGUCCUCAUAUCAUAAACGUGCCUGUUGUCACCAAGCACGAGAAAGAGGAUAAGUCCUACGUCAAGAAGCCGCCCAACGCCUUUAUGCUCUAUAGGCGGGAGCAAAGGUUUAAUGUUGUGACACAAUAUAACAUAACUGACAGUGCGAUGAUCAACAAAAUCCUGGGAGAGAAGUGGAAGUCUCUGUCGAAGGAGGAGCAGAGCAAAUAUUACAAUGAGGCAGAAAUAGAGAAACAGCAACACCUCCUGCAGCACCCUGAGUGGUCAGCCAAGGACAACUAUGGCAAAAAGAAGAAGAGGAAUACGGCUUUCAAUGAGGUGCAAGUGGAAGGCAAAAAGAGGAAGAGGAAUACGGCUUUCAAUGAGGUGCAAGUGGCAGUGAGUGCAGAAGAACCAGCAGCAGACUCACAGCAAGCCAGGGAGCCCUAUGUGCUGUCCACAUGUCAGAACAUAGCAACUGCUGUCGCGCCACGGUGUUACAUGACACAGCCUUACAUGACACAGUCUAACGGGAUGCAGUCUAUUCCACAGACUGGCAUGACACAGUCUUACAUGACACAGUCUAACAGGAUGCAGUCUAUUCCACAGACUGGCAUGACACAGUCUUACAUGACACAGUCUAACAGGAUGCAGUCUAUUCCACAGACUGGAAUGACACAGUCUUACAUGGCACAGUUGAUUCCACAGACUGGCAUAACACAGUCUAACAUGACACAGUCUAACAGGAUGCAGUCUAUUCCACAGUCUUACAUGACACAGUGUAUUCCACAGACUGGCAUGGCACAGUCUUACAUGACACAGUGUAUUCCACAGACUGGCACGACACAGUCUUACAUGAACCAGUCUAUUCCACAGAUUGGCACGACACAGUCUUACAUGAACCAGUCUAUUCCACAGACUGGCACGGCACAGUCUUACAUGACACAGUGUAUUCCACAGACUGGCACGGCACAGUCUUACAUGGCACAGUUGAUUCCACAGACCGGCAUAACACAGUCUUACAUGACACAGUCUAACAGGAUGCAGUCUAUUCCACAGACUGGCACGGCACAGUCUUACAUGACACAGUGUAUUCCACAGAUUGGCACGACACAGUCUUACAUGAACCAGUGUAUUCCACAGACUGGCACGACACAGUCUUACAUGAACCAGUCUAUUCCAAAGACUGGCACGGUACAGUCUUACAUGACACAGUGUAUUCCACAGACUGGCACGGCACAGUCUUACAUGACGCAGUGUAUUCCACAGACUGGCACGGCACAGUCUUACAUGACACAGUGUAUUCCAGACUGGCACGGCACAGUCUUACAUGACACAGUGUAUUCCACAGAUUGGCACGACACAGUCUUACAUGAACCAGUCUAUUCCACAGACUGGCAUGACACAGUCUUACAUGACACAGUUGAUUCCACAGACCGGCAUAACAGUCUUACAUGACACAGUCUAACAGGAUGCAGUCUAUUCCACAGACUGGCAAGGCACAGUCUUACAUGACACAGUGUAUUCCACAGACUGGCACGACACAGUCUUACAUGAACCAGUCUAUUCCACAGAUUGGCACGACACAGUCUUACAUGAACCAGUCUAUUCCACAGACUGGCACGGCACAGUCUUACAUGACACAGUGUAUUCCACAGACUGGCACGGCACAGUCUUACAUGGCACAGUUGAUUCCACAGACCGGCAUAACACAGUCUUACAUGACACAGUCUAACAGGAUGCAGUCUAUUCCACAGACUGGCACGGCACAGUCUUACAUGACACAGUGUAUUCCA
Molecule: messenger RNA, 3621 nt
Organism: Thunnus maccoyii (southern bluefin tuna)
Lineage: Eukaryota; Metazoa; Chordata; Actinopteri; Scombriformes; Scombridae
Product: vegetative cell wall protein gp1-like
Exons: 11
Coding region: 995-3283 (762 amino acids)
Biological process (GO): regulation of transcription by RNA polymerase II; canonical Wnt signaling pathway
Cellular component (GO): beta-catenin-TCF complex
Molecular function (GO): DNA-binding transcription factor activity, RNA polymerase II-specific; RNA polymerase II cis-regulatory region sequence-specific DNA binding
Source: RefSeq, a predicted model, not a curated record